Cervus elaphus (red deer) is the source of this 204-nucleotide messenger RNA. RefSeq names its product beta-defensin 110-like. The record is from RefSeq and is a predicted model, not a curated record. Gene Ontology annotation, molecular function: chemoattractant activity; CCR6 chemokine receptor binding. Gene Ontology annotation, biological process: cell chemotaxis; defense response to bacterium; innate immune response. The transcript is spliced from 2 exons. NCBI's taxonomy places the organism in Eukaryota, Metazoa, Chordata, Mammalia, Artiodactyla, Cervidae. The coding region runs from base 1 to 204 and encodes 67 amino acids. Gene Ontology annotation, cellular component: extracellular region.
AUGAAGAUUCAUCUCUUUUUCUUUAUUCUACUCUUUGGGGUCACAAUUCUACCAGCAAGAAAAAAAUUUCCACAGUAUGGUAGCGUGGAUAUGAGGAGAGAGUGCGUAAAGGGUAAUGGUCGAUGUAAAACUCAGUGCCAUGCAUCUGAAGUUAGGAUUGCUUACUGCAUAAGACCUGGAUCUCUUUGCUGCUUGCAGAAGUAA